GGCCACCUAAAGGAGCCCAGAACCUUCCACUGUGUGAUGCUUUGGCGCCUGCUGCUGUCCCUGCUCUGGGCAGGGUCCCUGGCUAAGAACAGGGACUAUGAGCUCUUAGUGACCGGUUCAGUGACUGUGCAGGAGGGCCUGUGCAUCUUUGUGUCCUGCCAAGCACAUUACCCUUCUUCCAGUAGUUCUGUCUUUGGAUACUGGUUCCAGAAGGGGGUCACUAAAAGCCUCAACUCUCUGGUGGCUACAAAUGAUCCAAAGCAAUCAGUUCAGAAGGAAGCUCAAGGUCGAUUCCAUCUCGUGGGGGGAGCAAAUACCCGUGAUUGCUCCCUGGAUAUCAGAGAUGCGAAGAGAAGAGAUACAGGAGUGUACUUCUUCAGGGUGGAAGGAAGUGGAAGUAUGAAAUAUAGUUUCUUGAAGCAGAAGGUCUCUGUGGAGGUCACAGCUCUAAAUGAAACUCCUAACUUCCAAGUCUUACCUACCCUGGUGUCUGGAAUUUCCACCCAACUGAUCUGCUCUCUGCCCUGGGCUUGUGAGCGUGGGACCCCACCCAUCUUCUCCUGGAUGUCAUCUGCCCUUACCUCCCUGGGCCCUAGGACGAACCUCUCCUCAGAGCUGAACCUAACACCCAGGCCCCAGGACCAUGGCACAAACAUCACCUGUCAGGUGAACUUCCCUGGCGUUGGUGUUACCAUGGAGAGGACUGAACAGCUCAGUGUCACUUAUGCUCCACAGAAGGUGACCAUCAGGGCGUCCUGGGGAGAUGACACAGAGCCUGAAGUCCUGCACAAUGGCUCAUCUCUGCAUAUCCAAGAGGGCGAGUCCUUGCGCCUUGUCUGUUCCGACGACAGCAACCCCCCAGCCGUGCUGACCUGGGAGCACCUGACCCAGAAGCCCCUUCAGCUCUCCACUAAGGAACUGCAGUUACAGAGGGUGGAAUUGGAGGACCAUGGAAAAUAUAUCUGCCGAGCUCAGAACAAUCUGGGUGCCCAGGUGACCUCUGUGAGCCUCAGUGUAAAGAGCCUUCCACAGCUUCUGGAACCCUCCUGCUCCAGGGAGGCUGAGGGUCUGCACUGCAGCUGCUCCUCCAGAGCCUGGCCUGCCCCCACCCUGCGCUGGAGACUGAGGGAGGGGCUGCUGGAGGGGAACAGCAGCAACGUCUCUUUCUCGGUCACCUCCAGCUCCACAGGACCCUGGACCAACAGCUCCCUGAGCCUCAGCAUGGAGUUCAGUGAUGGCCUCAGGCUCAGCUGUGAGGCCUGGAAUGACAAUGGAGUUCAGAGAGCCACUAUCUUGCUGCUGCCAGACAAACCAGAAACCAGUACAGGAGUGGUCCAGGGGGCCAUGGGAGGGGCUGGGCUCAUGGCCUUGCUUGCUGUCUGCAUCUGCCUCAUCUUCUUCGUAGGAAAGGUCCUCAGGAAGAAAUCUGCCCUGAAAGUAGUGAACAUGGAAGACAGCUGUCCUGCUGGGUGCCCUGUCUCCACCAUAAAUGGUUCCAACACGACCUCGUCCAGCAUUUCGGGUCACUUGAAUGCAUCAGAGUCACAGAACCAGAAAGAACAGUCACCACUUGCCACAGUCCCACACACCCUGGAGGAUGAGCCGGAACUCUACUAUGCCUCCUUGUCCUUCCAAGGCCUGAAGCCCCGGCAGCCUCAGAACACGGAGACCAUCAAGUCUGAUUACACAGAGAUCAAGAUCCGCAAGUGCUGACACUCCUUGCUCUGUGUGCCCAGUGUGGCUGCAGUGCUGGAAAGGACAGCAUAUGUUAGGGACAGAUUCUGGUGUCACUGGCCCUCUAAACAAAGGUUCUGAAGGGCAGGAGGGGGUCUUGGAAGGAAUGAAGGCCACAGGAUUCCUGGGUUCAGGUCCAGAUUCAGUGUUACUCUCACAGAAGCCACCUUUUAUCACUGUGCCCUGUCUUUCGUCUCUGUAAGGUGGAGUCAUAUCCACGAGGUGUGUGUGACAAGGAGAAAACACAGUGUUUAUUGUUUGUUGAUGGUGUUACAAUAUGUUGCCUCAGCAUUAGGGAGAGGCAUUCUGAUUUUAUUACAUAUUUGAUUUUUACUUGUAUAUUUUAAAGAACAUAUGUUAAUUCUUAGCGUGAUUCCUUUUUGAAGUGUGCCGGUGUUGUAGCUAAGUGUAUCUCAGAUUGGACUCAUAUCAGAUGUUCUUCAAGCUCUGAAAGUUGACACAGAUGCCAGUCCAGACUGCUAUACCCAGAAAAAAAUCUGUCAAUUAUAAGGCCUAAAAUUAAGAUCUUCUACAAAUCAAUAAAAGUUGCAAACAAUCCAAUACAAAAUGGUGUAUGUGAG
This is a messenger RNA of Phodopus roborovskii (desert hamster), 2315 nucleotides long. RefSeq names its product sialic acid-binding Ig-like lectin 5. The transcript has 9 exons. The record is from RefSeq and is a predicted model, not a curated record. Lineage: Eukaryota; Metazoa; Chordata; Mammalia; Rodentia; Cricetidae. Gene Ontology annotation, cellular component: plasma membrane. The coding region runs from base 37 to 1713 and encodes 558 amino acids. Gene Ontology annotation, molecular function: sialic acid binding. Gene Ontology annotation, biological process: cell adhesion.